Molecule: messenger RNA, 1224 nt
Organism: Phytophthora infestans T30-4
Lineage: Eukaryota; Oomycota; Peronosporomycetes; Peronosporales; Peronosporaceae
Exons: 1
Coding region: 1-1224 (407 amino acids)
Cellular component (GO): cytoplasm
Molecular function (GO): exopolyphosphatase activity
Source: RefSeq, a predicted model, not a curated record
AUGUCCUCUGCUUCGUCCCUCUGGCAUGCAGACUCGUCUGCUGCUCGUCACUCCAGCGUUGCAGUGUUCAACGAGUUCUUGCGCUCCACGCGCUCAGCUCUGACGCAAUCGCCCACCUCGGUGCACAUUUACAUGGGUAACGAGGCCGCGGACGCCGACUCCAUCGUCAGUUCCCUGAGCUACGCCUUCUUGCACUAUCAGCAACAUCAUGAGACGUUGCAUGUACCCGUAUUGCCGAUCCCCAGGAAGGAAUUGGUGCUGCGUUGCGACGUCACUGCGCUGUUCCAGGAGCUGGGCGUGGACACUGACGCUCUUGUGUUUGUGGAUGAGUUCCCAUGGGCGAUUACUUGUAAGAGCAAAGUGAAAGUCACGCUUAUGGACCACAAUGCACUCAGUAAUAAGAAGAUCCCGCAUGUUGCCGGGCUCCAGGUGGUGGAGAUUGUGGACCACCACUCGGAUCUGGGUCGCCAUUUAGACGCCGAGAAGAGAGAAGUGGCUUUUGCCGAUGGCAACGCACUCGUGGCAUCAACGUGUACUCUCGUAGCCGAGAGGUUGAAGGCGUCAGAGGCAAAUGAUGCGCUUAAUCUCCUGUCCACGAUGUUAUUGGGCGUAAUUGCACUAGAUAGUAUCAACUUCGACCCGAAUGCGAAAAAGGUGACGCCGAGAGACGUCAAGGCGGCAGAGAAACUGGAAGAAACGGCGUUUGCAGAGAAAGAAGUUCUGUUUAAAUGGCUCCAGGCAGAGAAGUUUAAUCCUGCGCACUGGGGAAAAUUUACGCUCGAGAAUUGUCUUCAAGUGGACUACAAGGAGUUUACGUUCGAGACGGCAACAGGUGUCGCUAAGAAAGUCGGUAUCAGUGCCGUGUUGAUUGACUUGGAGGCUUUUGUGCGCAAGACUAAGGAAGCUGCUGCCUUGAUUAAAGGCUUGUCUGCGUACUGUAAGCAGAACGAGCUAUCGUUCCUGGUAGUGAUGACUGUGUUCAUGACGCCAGACGAACAACGCCACCGUCAGCUGCUCUUCUUCCAGGAAGCCGAAGACGAAGCUAAGCAAUGCGUUGAUUUUAUUAAGAGCGAAGGUUCACUGCAAGUGGAGGUAUUGCUGCUGCCGGAAUCGCAUCGCGAUGACCACGUCGCUGCGUUCAAUCAACUCAACACGGGCGCCUCCAGAAAGCAAGUCGCACCUUUGAUCCAGCGUGCACUUGCUGAGCCUGCUGUUAAGCUGUAG